Molecule: messenger RNA, 1502 nt
Organism: Striga asiatica
Lineage: Eukaryota; Viridiplantae; Streptophyta; Magnoliopsida; Lamiales; Orobanchaceae
Source: the annotation of a GenBank genome assembly
ACCUUAAUUGAAUACGUUCUCUCUCCUGUGUUGAGUUGCAAAAGACCUUUCCUUUUCCCUCUCAUCCAUUUAAAAAAUACGUUCCUUCUCUCUCAAGCUUGAUCUUCUUCUUCUUUUCUGUUUUCUCCAGAAAAUUGAAAAAAACAUAGAAUCCAUAAACCCCGGUAACCAUGAUGAGACUUUUCGGUAGAGGUUCCGUCGGAGAAUCUCCUCACACGGCGCCUCCGUCGACUCCACUUCCGGUGUCGUCGUCUAAUGUGUCCGCCGGGCCUGCAAGGCCAAUCCGAUUUGUGUACGCUGACGACAAUGGAAGGUUCCAUAUGGACCCGGAGGCGGUGGCGCUGCUUCAGUUGGUGAAACAGCCCGUAGGCGUGGUUUCCGUAUGCGGCCGCGCUCGUCAGGGCAAGAGUUUUAUAUUGAAUCAGCUUCUAGGAAGGAGCAGCGGGUUUCAAGUGGCACCAACUCAUCGCCCUUGUACCAAAGGUCUUUGGCUGUGGAGUGCCCCAAUACGGAGGACUGCACUUGAUGGAACAGGGUACAAUCUAUUACUCUUGGACUCGGAAGGAAUUGAUGCCUAUGACCAAACGGGAACAUAUAGCACACAGAUAUUCUCAUUGGCUGUACUUCUAUCAAGCAUGUUCAUAUACAACCAGAUGGGUGGUAUUGAUGAGGCUGCACUUGAUCGGCUUUCACUUGUGACUGAGAUGACCAAGCAUAUUCGUGUCAGAGCCUCUGGGGGUAAAAGUACAGCUUCAGAGCUUGGGCAGUUCUCCCCAAUCUUUGUCUGGCUUCUGAGGGAUUUUUAUCUGCAAUUGACGGAGGACAAUCUCAAAAUUACACCACGUGACUACCUAGAGAGGGCAUUGAGAUCAUCAGAACAGGGAAGCGGAAGGGAUUUUGCUGCCAAAAAUGAGAUUCGAGAGUCCAUUCGAUCACUUUUCCCGGAUAGAGAGUGCUUUGCUCUUGUGCGGCCCCUUAGCAAUGAGAAUGAGCUUCAAAGACUCGAUCAGAUUCCGCUGAACCAAUUAAGGCCUGAAUUCAGAUCUGGUUUAGAGUCUUUGAUAAAUUUCGUUUACGAGAGGACGAGGCCCAAGCAGAUGGGAGCAUCAGUGAUGACGGGGCCCAUCCUUGCUCGUAUGACUCAAUCAUUCCUUGAUGCCAUUAAUAAUGGUGCUGUGCCUACAAUCACCUCAUCGUGGCAGAGUGUUGAGGAAGCUGAAUGCCAAAGGGCAUAUGAAUUGGGUACUGAAGUUUACAUGUCUGGCUUUGACCGUUCAAAACCUCCAGAGGAAGCUGCGCUAAGAGAAGCACAUGAAGAUGCAGUUCAGAAAUCAAUGGUUGCAUUUAAUGAUACUGCUGUGGGUGUAGGUACGAGUAGGCAGAAGUAUGAAAAGCGUCUUCAGAAUUUCUUGAAAAAGGCAUUUGAGCUAAGAAUCCAUUGGCCCUCGGAAACUUUAGGCAACAGUGCCAAAUCCAAUCUUCUCAUCACUUUCGCCAGGUAA